Messenger RNA from Schistocerca americana (American grasshopper), 1215 nucleotides. RefSeq names its product mucin-22-like. The transcript is spliced from 2 exons. NCBI's taxonomy places the organism in Eukaryota, Metazoa, Arthropoda, Insecta, Orthoptera, Acrididae. The coding region runs from base 1 to 1215 and encodes 404 amino acids. The record is from RefSeq and is a predicted model, not a curated record.
AUGGGAACUCGAGCAACAGAAACUCAAGCAACAGAAGCUCAAGUAAUGGGAAUUCAAGCAAUGGGAACUCAAUCAACAGGGACUCAAGCAACAGAAACUCGAGCAAUGGAAACUCAAGCAACAGGAUCUCAAGCAGCAGAAGCUCAAGUAACGGAAAUUCAAGCAAUGGGAACUCAAUCAACAGGGACUCAAGCAACAGAAACUCGAGCAAUGGGAACUCAAGCAACAGAAGCUCAAGCAGCAAAAGCUCAAGUAACGGGAAUCCAAGCAAUGGGAACUCAUUCAACAAGUACUCAAGCAACAGAAACUCGAGCAAUGGGAACCCAAGCAACAGACACUCAAGCAACAGAAACUCAGGCAAUGUUAACUCAAGCAAUGAUAACUCAAGCAAUGGGAACUCGAGCAACAAAAACUCAAGCAACAGAAGCUCAAGUAACGGGAAUUCAAGCAAUGGGAACUCAAUCAACAGGGACUCAAGCUACAGAAACUCGAGCAAUGGGAACUCAAGCAACCGGAACUCAAGCAGCAGAAGCUCAAGUAACGGGAAUUCAAGAAAUGGGAACUCAAUCAACAGGGACUCAAGCAACAGAAACUCGAGCAAUGGGAACUCAAGCAACAGAAACUCAAGCAGCAGAAGCUCAAGUAACGGGAAUUCAAGCAAUGGGAACUCAAUCAACAGGGACUCAAGCAACAGAAACUCGAGCAAUGGGAACUCAAGCAACAGACACUCAAGCAACAGAAACUCAGGCAAUGUUAAAUCAAGCAAUGUUAACUGAAGCAAUGGGAACUCAAGCAACAGAAACUCAAGCAACAGAAGCUCAAGUAACGGGAAUUCAAGCAAUGGGAACUCAAUCAACAGGGACUCAAGCAACAGAAACUCGAGUAAUGGGAACUCAAGCAACAGGAACUCAAGCAGCAGAAGCUCAAGUAACGGGAAUUCAAGCAAUGGAAACUCAAUCAACAGGGACUCAAGCAACAGAAACUCGAGCAAUGGGAACUCAAGCAACAGGAACUCGAGCAGCAGAAGCUCUAGUAACGGGAAUUCAAGCAACGGGAACUCAAUCAACAGGGACUCAAGCAACAGAAACUCGAGCAAUGGGAACUCAAGCAACAGAAACUCAAGCAGCAGAAACUCAAGGACUCAAGCAACAGAAACUCGAGUAUUGGGAACUCAAGCAACAGACACUCAAACAACAGAAACUCAGGCAAUGUUAA